AGAGAGAGAGAGAGAGAGAUGGGGGGGAUGGUUGAAGAGGUGGAGAUACAGAGGUUGUCUUCUUUGGGUUCAGCUCCGUCUUCAACAACAAUGCCUCUACUGUCUUUGAAUCAUGUCUCAUUUGUCUGCAAGUCUGUGAGAAAGUCUGUGAGGUUCUAUGAAGACGUCUUGGGAUUUGUACUCAUCAAACGCCCUUCUUCCUUCGACUUUGAAGGAGCUUGGUUGUUCAAGUAUGGUAUUGGCAUACAUUUGCUUGAGUCAGACAAUGUCCCAACAAAGAAGGGGGCAAUAAAUCCAAAAGACAACCACAUUUCAUUCCAAUGCUCAGACAUGAAGCUCUUUAUGCAGAAGCUGGAGGAGAUGAAUAUAGAGUACGUUACAGCAGUGGUGGAAGAAGGUGGAAUCACAGUUGAUCAGCUCUUCUUCCAUGACCCUGAUGGAUACAUGAUUGAAAUAUGCAAUUGUCAAAAUCUCCCUGUUCUUCCACUUUCAUCAUGCCCUCUCAAGCUACCUAAAACUACUUCUAAGAGCCGCAUGUCCUUUCCAUUUUAUGGUAAGGGAAGUCGAAAGGUGCAAUGCUCUAGACGAGAUGAGGCAUUGAUGAUGGAGAACUUAGUGGUGGAGAUGAUGAACAUUUCUUUCUAAAAGAUUGCUUAGGAGUGAUUGAUGCAAUUUUCCCAAAAGUUUUUUCACGAAAUUGUUGUUUGUAUACGUUGUGUAAAGAAAGGGUUGAAGCUAUAGGACGCCAAAGAGACGGUUCAUUGUACCAAUUUAUUAUAUCACUUCAAAAACGUGAGUGUUACAAGCGUUUUCAGAAAGGAUGCAGUGAACCAAGGGACACCGCACAAACAAAGACCCGACAUCGUAUUUUUCUCCAAGGACCGUAGAUGGCCGCUGUUUCCUCUGCUGAUUUUGUGUGUCUCAUUGUGUUGUUAAUGUUGCUAUUUUUUGGGCUCUUAUGCAAAUCAACGCAUAGUAGAUGCUUCAAGUAUGAUAGUAUCAUGUAAGCAUUGAGCCCAUAUUCCGGAAUUACUUUCCUUGUUCAUCGAUCAUUAGGAGACAUUAUGAUUGGGAAUCA
Messenger RNA from Alnus glutinosa, 1078 nucleotides. RefSeq names its product glyoxylase I 4-like. The transcript is spliced from 3 exons. NCBI's taxonomy places the organism in Eukaryota, Viridiplantae, Streptophyta, Magnoliopsida, Fagales, Betulaceae. The record is from RefSeq and is a predicted model, not a curated record. The coding region runs from base 19 to 645 and encodes 208 amino acids.